Molecule: messenger RNA, 1887 nt
Organism: Laccaria bicolor S238N-H82
Lineage: Eukaryota; Fungi; Basidiomycota; Agaricomycetes; Agaricales; Hydnangiaceae
Exons: 9
Coding region: 1-1887 (628 amino acids)
Biological process (GO): proteolysis
Molecular function (GO): aspartic-type endopeptidase activity
Source: RefSeq, a predicted model, not a curated record
AUGACCCUGACAUGUGUACAGAUCUGGAGUCAAAAAGUUGCUGUGCGGGCAGACAAAGGGCAUACCUCUGCGGCGGAUCCGGCCUUUCCGCAUAUAAUAAGACCCGUACCGUCGAGGCAUCCAUCACCUGCGUUUUUCUUUUUCCUCAUCAAUCUCCAUUUUUUCUCCUUCCGCCCCUCUCUCCUCCGCUUACGACAACCACUUACCUUGGAGACGACAGUCCUUGCCUUGACCAUGAAGAGUUCAGUCGCUUCACUGCUGGUCGCCCUCACCUCUGCAACGACGUCUGCCUAUGGCUUGGAGCUCGAGUUUCAACGACGUUCAAUUAUGGUGGGAUCGCAGUCCACCGAUAAUCGGUUUGACCUGCUGAAAACGUUGGGAGGGAAAGAUGCGACGUCAAGUUCAACUUCAAAUGUUACGAAUAUUCAAAACACGAGAUACACGACGAACAUUGUGUUAAAUGGCAAACAGGUUCUUGUCGCGUUAGACACAGGGAGCACAGAUCUCUGGGUUGCCCCGACGGUUGACAUCGGCAGCUUCAAUGACUCUGGCAUACCGCUGGAGCUUCUUUAUGGCGAUGGCUCAUAUGGUGUCAGCGGGACGAUCGGCGUUGCACCAUUUAAACUGGGAACGUACGAUGUACCACAACAAGCGUUCCUUCGUGCCACCAAAGGAUCUGUGUCAGGAAUCACGGAUAUUGGGGUAUCGGGUCUGCUCGGUUUGAGCUUUGACUUUGUCUCCGCUUCUCCCAUCAACGCCCACAUCAAAUCGAUCUAUGGAACUGACGCAACGUGGGGACGUUCCGUUCUCAAGAACAUCUUCAGUCAAAACGCCUCUCAGCCCAACUUUAUCGCCAUCGAUCUCGCACGGACGGAUGACUUGGAGGAGACGGCCGGUGGGGCGUUCUCGAUCGGCGAAUACGCACCGAAAUACGUUGCCAUUGCCAACUCUCCGAAACUCACCCAGUUCCCCAAGAACGGCGAUAGGUGGACUACCUUGCUUGAGAGUGUUCACGUUAAUGGAGCUGCUAUUGCUCUCAAAUCGAAGAUCCAGGGUGUGCUUUCGGGAACCUCCCAAGCUCUCCUCGACACCGGCGACCCGGCUGCGAUUCUGCCAACAUACCUCUUCGAUGCAAUCUACUCUCAAAUCCCGGGCGCAGUGGCUUAUGACGAGGGCAGCACUCACCUUUAUAUCCUUCCUUGCAACACUACCCAAUCAGUUUCGCUCUUCUUUGGUGGCAAGGAGUACCCCAUCCAUCCUCUGGACUUGUCAACGAUCACCCAACCGCUGGAGAUCGAUGGUAAGCAAUACGUCGCCUGCGCAUCGUCUUUCAUGGCCGCGGACAACUGGGCCGGCGAUGCUUAUGAGGUAUCCUUGGGUGAUGCUUUCCUGCGCAACGUCUACACCGUCUUUGAUUUUGGCGACACUGGCACGGAUGGCAGCACUGACGAACCAUACAUGAAGCUCUUUGCCAAGACGGACCCAGUGAAAGCUGCCAGCCAAGUCGCAACUAUUCGUGGCAAGACAAUGGCUGGCAUGCCACCGGAGAUCGCCCCCUCAACCCUUAUCAAGCUAAUUAAUGGUGGCGCUGUUGCAGCUGCGGGUUCAUCGGCCAACUCAACUAAAUCGGCUUCCAAUCUCGAUGCGUCUGUGCUGUCGGUGUCGGGCGAAACAAUUGCGAAAUAUGGACUCAUCGCCGUCCUCCUCCUUAGUGCCAACGUUAUCAUUGGACUUGCGCUCCUCGUCUUCGCCAUUUUGAACUGCGUUCGAAGAGAGUCAUCAAAGUCUGUGUCAAGGGCUGCCCCUCAAUACAUUCCGGUGAAAGUGAGAGAUGAGGAGUCGGCCUACUCAACUCCAUAUCAUGAUCAAAGCAAAUAUUCACAGUAA